Messenger RNA from Dothidotthia symphoricarpi CBS 119687, 699 nucleotides. RefSeq lists its product as uncharacterized. The coding region runs from base 1 to 699 and encodes 232 amino acids. The transcript has a single exon. NCBI's taxonomy places the organism in Eukaryota, Fungi, Ascomycota, Dothideomycetes, Pleosporales, Dothidotthiaceae. The record is from RefSeq and is a predicted model, not a curated record.
AUGCGCUUACAGCAACCUGCUGUAUUACCAACACAAACACUCGCGAGUGACUUCUCGAUGUCGUCCACAACAGCCUCGGCAGUAGCCUCGGAAACGUCAAACCAAGGUCAAUCCCUCGCGUUCAAAGUCGGACUCGCCAUGAUCCCUGUCGUGGUGAUCUUAUGCGUACUAUCUGUGAUUUGCAUCUUCUGGCGUCGACGACGACAGGCGUUCAGAGGCCUCCGACAUCCCACUUCAUACUCUGAUCCAGAGAAGGAGCUCAGGCCACAAACAUCAUGCGAGACCGAGCCGAGAACAAGCACUAGCAAAGUGUUGAACCUAGUGGCCUUCAGCACACCCAUACAAGAAGACGCAGUCCAACAACUACAUCAAAAGCGAACAAAACCCAAUCUGGGCAGGAAAUUCGCACUCAGCAUAGCAUCCACGCGACCUGGGAGUCGCGAUUCAAUCCAGCCUGACUUGGACUCGCCCAUCGAUCGUAGUAGUCCGUUUCGCCUCAAACGCGGCAACACAGUGCGGCAGUGCAGCCUUGGACCAGCGAUGAAUGCCUCUUGGCCUAUGCCACCUGAAACAGCCCGGAUGAAGCAGCCGACCAUAGCGGGAGGGCUGCGUGCGACACUUUUCGACGGAGAGAAUAAUCUCACAGUACCAAAGUCGUUCAUUAGCGCCCAGCAGAGAUUCCAGUCGCCAAAGGUGUAG